This is a messenger RNA of Purpureocillium takamizusanense, 4612 nucleotides long. RefSeq lists its product as uncharacterized. The transcript is spliced from 2 exons. The record is from RefSeq and is a predicted model, not a curated record. NCBI's taxonomy places the organism in Eukaryota, Fungi, Ascomycota, Sordariomycetes, Hypocreales, Ophiocordycipitaceae. The coding region runs from base 275 to 4411 and encodes 1378 amino acids. Gene Ontology annotation, molecular function: DNA binding.
GCGCAUUCCCCAUCAUGUCGAAACAGUAACCACCCUUUUUGGGCCACCCUCCACGACACCACGGCUAUCUCAACACCUCUCGACCGACACCGGUGCAAUGAAUAGCCAUUUUUGCUACCGGUGUCACACCUAGCAUGCCACUUGUCGCUUGCUACGCUCACGAAGGCCACGACUCAGAACGCCCAGGACUGGACAUGCUGACUGAGGCUUUGGCACCCGCCACGACUGCCAAACCACCCAGACUUGCGCACAUUGCGCUCGCAGCUUCGCAAAUAUGCCGACCUCACUUCACCCGCAGGCCAAGUUUGACCCUAUACCGCCGGAUCUAGACCUUCACGCACUAGUUGACCGCACGCCGAACUUCAAAUGGGUACAAAGGGUAUCUCGGACCCAGAUCCGAAACCUCGGACAGCAGGAAUUCGAAAAGCUCGUUCAGAUUCACGUCAUAGCUGGCGGGAAACCACUCGUGAUCGAGGGGUGGGAUUCUGUGCUGCCCACUCGGCUGUUCAGCGCCGAGUGGCUCGAGAAGACCUAUGACAAGAAGCAGGAAAAUGUCCGCGACAUCCCUAGUUCUAGCGAUAUUCCCAUGACGAUGGGACACUACCUUAGGUCCAUGAAACAGCUCACGAAUCAAUGGAACCCACAUACCUUUCGCGACGAGCGGCGGCAGAGACUCUAUCUCAAAGACAUCGACUGCCCACCUGAGUGGCACGACGCCUUGCAAAAGGUCAUUCAGCCCAGCCUCUUCUACCUCAACGAGAACGUCACUACAGCAGGGGGAGCCGAGCUUCAAGGGGACGAUCUCUUCCGGGGCGAGAAAACCGCUGCUCCGGCUGGGGACCUCAUGUCGAGCCUUCCGGAGGAGAUGCGCGCACAGAAUCUCAUGUGCUACAUUGGCCACGAAGGCACAUACACCCCGGCACAUCGCGAGAUGUGUGCUUCACUCGGUCAGAAUAUUAUGGUUGAGGCGUCCAAAGAUGGUGCUGGCGAGAAAGCCGGCAGCUCGAUCUGGUUCAUGACGGAAAGCAAGGACCGCGAAGUCGUCCGGGAGUACUUUCUCUCGAUGCUGGGGCACGAUAUUGAGAUUGAGAAGCAUUUUGCGCAGGUCAAUGCGUGGAAGAAGGCUCCCUUCGAUGUCGCCGUCGUUGAGCAGCGUCCCGGAGAUUUCAUUCUCAUCCCUCCACUCGCGGCCCACCAGGUGUGGAACCGUGGAACAAGGACUAUGAAAGUUGCUUGGAAUCGUACAACCGCCGAAACCCUGGACAUGGCUCUACACGAGGCUCUACCCAAGGCCAGACUAGUCUGCCGGGAUGAGCAAUACAAAAACAAGGCUAUUAUCUACUUCACACUUGAGAAGUACUACCAAGAACUGCAAGACAUGGAGGAGAAGGCAGAGAUGGCUCAGCUGAGCUUCAUGGGCAUCGGCCACAACAUCGUCAAAAACUCGCCUCGCGCCAAACAUUUGGCCAGUGAUUUUAAGAAGCUCUUCUCUCUUUUCUCCGAAAUCCUCGUGGACGAGGUCUUUGCAACCAAGGAGAAAGAUGUUGAGUUUUUGCCGUUUGAUUCUUGCGUCACAUGCUCCUAUUGCAGGUCGAACAUCUUUAAUCGGUUUUUGACCUGCAAACACUGUGUGCGAACUUUGGCAAACGGCGACGAAGAUGCCUACGAUGUAUGCAUGGAAUGCUACGCCAUGGGCCGGUCCUGUGCGUGCCUUUCUGGAUUGCAAUGGUGCGAACAGUGGUCCUGGUCCCAAUUGGUCGACAGCUAUGAGAAUUGGCGGGCCAUGGUCAUCAUCAGCGAUGGCUAUAUUGACUUGCAGAACUCCCCGCCUCCUUUGGAGAUCGCUCGCCAGAAGUCAGGCAAGAAACCAGUUGCCCAAAUCUGCCAAGAGGCGUUGAGACGGCGUCCUUGGAAAGACAUUACCAAACCAGAGCGCGAAAAGACUCCGAGCGACUCUGAGCAAGGCGAUGACGACGACAAGUCUAAAAAGAAGCCGAAACGAAAGAAGAAGAAGGGUGAACUGCGUCGAUGCCACGUAUGCUGCCACAAAGACUACAGCUACAGAGUGCACCUAUGCACCAACCCCGCGUGCACCGAGGGCUACUGUUACGGUGUGCUCUAUAGAGCAUUCGAUAUGAUGCCGCAGAAGGUGCUCGAGGAUGAAUACUGGCAGUGUCCCAAAUGCCUAGGCAUCUGCAGCUGUGGCGGCUGCCGACGGUCUGGUAACACGAACGCGUAUACUCCAAAAAGCACACUCCUGGGUCAUGACACCCGUCCCAUUGCUGAUGACCGGAGCGUGGAAGCACUAGUCGAUUUUCGAGUUCACAACCUGUCCUGGCUGAAGGCGGUCGGAGAAGAGGGUAGGAGUAAGGACAGCCGCAGGAUGCAGCGCCUGAGAGAACAGGCAGAUAGUGCGAAGGCGCAGGACUUGACGCAUCAGGUCGAGGCUGGGCAAACAAUGCCGGGUGAGACUGAAGCGACAGGCCCGGUCAGCGUCACUUCCGCCACUGCUGCAGUCAACGGUUAUGGCGACCAAAGCGAAGUAUUUGGCACAGAAGGCUCCGCAUUGGGAGGCUAUGCUCAGGAUGCGGAGGGCAGUCAUAUCGACGGGAUGGCGACUGGUGUUAAUGAAGCCACGACAGUACCAGAAGCUUCUGACAUGGGUGACGCCGACGAAUCAUCCUACCCGGAUCCGUCUAUACUAGUCCGCCAACGCAUCGGAAUGGGCUACUACGAGCAGGAUGAUACACCGGACAAGAUCUUGUUCGAUCCUUACCAAGCGCCGUCCGAAGAUGCUAUGAGGAUGCGAGAUUCUGAGGUACCUGAGUUUGUGAAGAAAUCGAUUCGGGCGGCGAAGAGGAAGGCGAGGCGAGAGAAUGAGGAUCCCGACUUUGUCGUUGGGCGCAGUCACCAUUCCAAGAAGCCGCGUCUCGCUCAACAGGCAGAUAUCCUGGAGAGCAUGGACCCCGCUCUCUUCGACAGCCCGACUGCCCCAGUUGGCAACAGUCGCGAAGCCAUAGAAGACGAGGAUUCUCGCCCUGACCGACAAUCUGAGACACCGGCAACCCGGUCGGAUGAUGUGCCCCCACGACGACAGACGGCCCUUCGUUUUGACGCAAAUGAACCGGAGCUCCGGCACGCCAAACCUCGAGCAUCAUACGUGGAAGUUGAGGAUGCCGAACUUGACGAUGCAGAGGAGGGCUUGUUGAUAGCCCAAUCGCCACGAGCACCCGAGAAGCCUGCCGGCCCUACUAGAGGCAAUGCCAUUGACGCUGCCGCAGAUGACAUCCGGGGAAUCUUUGGCACACGACGGGCGUCUGCGGCGCACGAAACUUCAGCUUCAGCGGUGACACCAGGAACAGAUCCUAAGAGACGCGGGCGGCCACCGAAGAGACUGUCGGUAAUCGAAGCUACAGGCGACGAUGGAAAGACGACAAUAAGACUUUCGUCGCCCAUCGUUGAGACUCAUCACAGUCACAGUGGUAGGAGAAAGCGAGGACGGCCGCGGAGCCAGGCCACCAGCGUCGGCAAAGUGACUCGCAUCACCAACGACGACGAAGGUUCGGAGCGGCCGUCGAAGGGCAAUGAUAUAGAAGCGCAGCCGGCGGGGAAACGGCUGUUCCGAGCGGAUUCGGAAGCCGCACAUGAGCAAAUGCCUCCGCGGCGUGUGAGCAGACGGUCUGGCGUGACUACUAUUGCCGCGGCGAGCGCAGAGUUGGAGUCGGCCAACGGUCCACCCAUGGAAGCCUCUGAACCAUCGCCCUGCACUGUGCCCCCUUCCACGUCCAGCCGCGGCGCUGCAUCAAGGGGAAGGCCGCGAGGCCGUCCCAGACGUGCGGCAGCCGCAGCGCCCACACCAUCAUCACGCAGGGAGGGUUCACUCACCAGCAACCCCCAAUUCAUGUCCUUAGCUGAGCGUAUGGCUCUGAAGGGCAAAAAAUUCAAAAUUGGAAAGCGGAAGACCGGAGACGGCGAUGUGCCGGACAAGAAGGACGGCCUGCCCGCGGAAGAUGCUGAGAAUGGACAGCCACCCAGCGACAGGGAGACACCAGAGUCCGCUGCGAGCCAGCCGGGGGAUGAGCGUCCUGUCAGGGCGAUUGACUACGCUGAGGAACAGAUGGCCUCGCCGCGUGGUCCGCAGGCAUCAAGCGUCAGAAAGGGGACUCGACACAUCGACAACAGUCAACCUCCUAUUACACAGAGUGUUGUGCGUCUCGCGGACGUCGAGUCACAAGACAACUCCUGGGAGGGGUCAUCGUCCAGCUCUGCAAUCGGAUCAGGCGACGAGGAUGACAUCCCGUCUGGCCGACCUGAACCGUCCCCGGUGAUCAGGACGGCGCAUAGGGGGCGUGCGCGCGGACGGGGAGGCGCCAGGGGCCGAGGGAGAGGUCGAGGACGGGCCGUCGCAUGAAUGGCUGACAGGCAGUCACGAACUGAUUGAACGAACCGGGAAGAAUUGCCUUUACAUUUUGUUCCCUGAUGAAGCUGCACAAAAUGCAUGAUAGCUGGCAAUGUUCACAGGACUGCCCGGGUACUCAUGUUCCAGAUACCCAGGAGGGACUGGAGUGUACCAGUGUAGCAUACAUUAAUAAGGUACUUCUGCCGACCCAUG